AUGUCUGCGAGUUUUUCUCACAAGCUACCAGGAGAACACGUGUAUGACGGUUCCUUAUUUUUCGGCUUCAGUCCGCCCGACACAUUGGACGCUGUGAAAGAUUUCGAGGUGCGAGAUGAUGACAUUUUCAUUGUCACCUAUCCCAAGGCAGGCACCACGUGGAUGCAAGAACUUGUUUGGUUGGUGAUGAACGAUGGGAAUAUCGAAGCAGCCAAACAGAAACCAGUUUACUUUCGAUCAGCAUUUUUGGAAUUCAAAGAUGAGAUCCUCAACGAGAUUGGUAUAGAGCUAGCCAAUCCGAUGCCGUCUCCGCGAGUCCUCAAAUCACACCUGCAGGUGAAGUGGAUGCCUCGACAAAUACACCAGAAAAAUUGUAAGAUUGUGGUGAUGUUUAGAAACCCAAAAGACCUGUGUGUGUCCUACUACCAUUUCUACAAGAGCAGUUCGUCCCUGGGCAACUUCACCGGGGACUGGCCGGAGUUUCUGCGCAUGUUCUUGUGUGGACACGUGGAUCACGGAAGUUGGUUCGACUUUACACGGAGGGGGGGGAACAUGCGCAACAAUUAUAAUGUUAAAAUCGUCUUCUUUGAAUUUUUUUUAAGAUCCCUCUCCAAACCUCCUCCAAAAUAUAUUGGCUUUGCGUUUCUCAACAAGUCUCUGUCGCUGGACGUGGUUGAUCGAAUCACCAGACACUGCUCGUUCGAGAGCAUGAGACGCAAUCCCAUGACCAACCACGAUGACGUCUACUCCAUCAACGCCGACAUCUCGCCCCUCCUACGAAAAGGAACGGUUGGCGACUGGAAAAACUAUUUUACGGUGAACCAAAAUGAAGACUUUGACCGAAUUUACCAGGAACGGCUUGGAGACAUCGACAUACCGUUUGUGUAUCAGCUUUAAGUAGAAUCACAAUGCAGAUGUUCCCGGCCUGGGACUUAAUUCACUAAACUCUCGCAACUUUGCGAUAUCGCAGUGCAAUGCAAAACGACUUGCAAAGAGGAUGCUUUGUUGUCUAGCAGAGCCUAAGAUGGGAUGGGAACUCUAUUUACGUGCCCAUAUCCAAUGAAUGUUCAGGCACGCCGACCACGGAUCCAGCCUCUGACAUAGCCAGUGGGUGGUUCCGGGGCAGGAGGGAGAGCCUAAGAGACCUUUGUGAAUUAGGCCCCUGGGUGCUUAUAAACUUUUUAGAGUCUAGACUCGAGACUCCAAUA
Molecule: messenger RNA, 1208 nt
Organism: Gigantopelta aegis
Lineage: Eukaryota; Metazoa; Mollusca; Gastropoda; Neomphalida; Peltospiridae
Product: sulfotransferase 1C2-like
Exons: 6
Coding region: 1-897 (298 amino acids)
Biological process (GO): sulfation
Cellular component (GO): cytoplasm
Molecular function (GO): sulfotransferase activity
Source: RefSeq, a predicted model, not a curated record